Messenger RNA from Anopheles gambiae (African malaria mosquito), 7044 nucleotides. RefSeq lists its product as uncharacterized. The transcript has a single exon. Bases 164 to 3418 code for a protein of 1084 amino acids. NCBI's taxonomy places the organism in Eukaryota, Metazoa, Arthropoda, Insecta, Diptera, Culicidae. The record is from RefSeq and is a predicted model, not a curated record.
UUGAGUGAAUAAAGAUGAUUCCAUUCUGAACUAAGGAAUAAAGCAGUUGUGUUUUUCUCAAGAUAUAUUCCCUGCGACAUAUCAUUUUGGCGACGAGGAUUAUUACUGAACCCGGAACCCGAAGCUCACGAGAUUCUGAAGCUAACGAGAAUUAGCGUCAAGGAUGAACAAUGAAAACCUUGAAACCGUUAUCAACCAAAUGGCUCAACUUCUUCAACAGAUGGCUGCUUUUAAAACUAGAAGUCCUGACGAAAUCCUUGAAUCUUUAUCGAAAACCAUCGAGGAGUUUCGUUUCGAUGAAGAAAACAACAUCACUUUUGAAAAAUGGUAUGUACGUUUCAAAGACCUUUUUCAAAACGAUGCCAGCAGUUUGAAUGACGAGGCGAAAGUGCGACUUUUGCUGAGGAAGCUGGAAACGUCCGCUCACAGCCGGUAUGUGAAUUACAUUCUUCCGAAGCAACCGCAUGAAAAUUCGUUUGAAGAAACCGUCAAUAUUCUCAAAAAAAUCUUCGGAAAGCAAUAUUCGGUGUUCCACAAAAGGUACCAGUGCUUGCAGAUAGUGAAAUCUGCAUUAGAAGAUAUCAUCACUUACGGCGGAAGAGUGAAUAAGGCAUGCGAGGAUUCUGAGUUCGAGAAUUUGAAAUUAGACGAUUUCAAAUGUCUAAUUUUCAUUUGCGGACUGCAAGCUCCGGAAUUCUCGGAUAUCAGAGCAAGACUGCUAUCUCGAAUAGAAAACGCGACGCCGGAGGCUAAAGUGAACAUUCAAACACUAAUGGCAGAAUUUCAACGGCUUAUCAAUCUGAAAGCGGAUACAACGAUGAUCGAAAAUCAAUCAAGAUCGAAGCAUUCCGUGCAUGCAGUUUCAGAGAAGAAACCGUAUCGUUUGCCACAGCCUUCCCGAUUCGACAAUUCAAAAGAUCAGCGUCAACCGAAAUCAGAUUCGAAUACUGUCCCUCGUACUCCUUGUUGGCAAUGUGGAAAAAUGCAUUUUGUACGGGAUUGCAAUUUUACAGAUCAUCUCUGCAAAGUGUGCAAAAAUGUAGGCCACAAGGAAGGUUACUGUAAAGCCAUGAGAUCAAAAUCUUCAAACAACAACACAUAUCAAAAGAGUGAGAAGAAUCAAAAUCAAAAUCAAAAGAAAUCUCAGGGAAUUUUCGUUAAUCAUGUCACGAAAAACACUGCUAAAAGGAAAUUUAUCUCUAUCAUAAUCAAUGGCAUAACUACAUCACUCCAACUGGACACCGCAAGUGACAUAACAGUUAUUUCUAAAACAACAUGGCAACAUUUGGGUCAACCGAAACUUUCUCAAGCAUCCAUUGAAGCAUCGAAUGCAUCGGGAGAACAACUCAAGCUUAUCGGUGAAUUCGAAUGCGAGGUUAUCCUUAAUGCGAUUACAGAGAAAUGUGUUUGUUUUGUUACAUCAUCACCAGUCCUAAAUGUUAUAGGUAUAGAUUGGAUAGAUAGGUUUAAUCUAUGGGCAAUUCCCUUCGAUGUACUGUGUAAGAAAGUUUCAUCAGCAUGUCCAAAGGAUCGAAUAGUACAGCUUCAAUCGAAAUAUCCAACAGUUUUCGAUGAUUCGCUUGGACAUUGCACAAAAACGAAGGUGAAACUGUUUCUGAAGCCCAAUGUAAAACCAGUUUUCUGUCCAAAACGACCAGUACCAUUCAAUACUAUCGCUCUUGUGGAUGCGGAACUAUCAAGACUACAAUCACUAGGCAUCAUCACACCAAUAGACUUUUCGGAGUGGGCUGCUCCGAUAGUAGCCAUUCGCAAGCCUAAUGGUAAAGUUCGAAUUUGUGCGGAUUAUUCGACGGGGCUUAACGAAGCUUUAGAGUCAAAUCAUUAUCCUCUACCUACUCCUGAAGAAAUUUUUGCACAGUUGAACGGAAGUGUUGUAUUCAGCAUAGUCGAUUUGUCCGAUGCAUACCUACAAGUAGAAGUAGAAGACGAAUCUAAACACCUUCUUACGAUCAACACACAUAGAGGUCUUUUUCAGUUCAACCGUCUCGCACCGGGAGUCAAAUCAGCACCUGGAGCUUUUCAAAGACUAGUUGACGGUAUGAUUGCUGACAUUCCUGGCGUUAGAACAUUUCUAGAUGAUGCUAUAAUUUUCGGUAAAACUUGGGAGGCACACAAGCAAUCAUUAGACACAUUUCUUCAGCGUUUAAAAGAAUAUGGCUUCCACGUCAAGCUGGAAAAAUGUCAUUUCUAUCAAACUGAAAUUGUCUAUUUGGGGCAUGUGGUAGAUCGCAACGGCAUACGUCCUGACCCAGAGAAGCUGAAAACCAUCGCAUCUAUUCCAGCACCAACGAACAUUUCCGAAUUAAGAUCGUUCUUAGGAGCUGUGAAUUUCUACGGCCGAUUUGUGAGAAACAUGCAUGAACUCAGACACCCGUUAGAUCAAUUGCUAAAGAAGGAUACGAAGUGGAAGUGGAAUUCGGAUUGUCAGACAUCGUUCGAAAAAUUCAAGAAAGUACUGCAAUCUGACUUACUGUUGACACAUUAUGAUCCGAAUCUUCCUAUCAUCGUUGCAGCAGAUGCGUCUAGCACCGGCGUUGGCGCAGUCAUUUUUCAUAAAUUUCCGAACGGAUAUUUGAAAGCCAUUCAACAUGCUUCAAGAACAUUAACGUCUGCAGAACAAGGCUACGGACAACCGGAAAAAGAAGCUCUGGCUCUUACUUAUGGGGUAACCAAAUUUCAUAAGUACUUACUUGGUCGGAAAUUUACUCUUUUAACCGAUCAUAAGCCUUUACUAUCCAUAUUUGGUUCAAAAAAGGGAAUUCCUUUGCACACAGCAAACCGACUCCAACGGUGGGCAUUGAUGUUAUUAAACUACGAUUUUACCAUCGAAUAUGUUUCAACCACCGAGUUUGGGUGCGCUGACAUGCUAUCAAGGCUAAUCAACCGUUGCAAGCAACCAGAGGAAGAUUACGUUAUAGCUUCGAUUUCACUUGAAGAGGAUAUUCAAAACGUCAUGCACGAAUCAUUGAAACAAGUACCAGUAUCAUUUGCUGACAUUCAAAAAGCAACAAGAUUGGACGAAACACUGCAAGCUGUUUUGAAAUUCAUCCGGGAAGGCUGGCCGAACGAAGCGUCGUCAAUCAAAAAUCAAGACAUUCGUUCGUAUUACACACGAAAAGAAUCGUUAACGCAUGUAGAUGGAUGUAUCUUGUUUCACAACAGAGUUGUUGUUCCAAACAUUUACAGGAAAAAGGUACUUCAACAAUUCCAUCGCGGUCAUCCUGGAAUGGUGCGAAUGAAAUCCAUUUCUCGAAGUUUCGUUUUCUGGCCGGGAAUGGAUGUCGAUAUCGAAAACUGCACCAUACCAUCCGCAGUCAAACGGUUUGGCAGAACGUUUCGUGGACACACUAAAGCGUACAUUGCGAAAAAUUCGAGCAGGAGGAGAGACUUUAGAUGAAGCUUUGCAGACUUUUUUGCAAGUUUAUCGAACCACACCUACACCAGAUAAGUCUCCAGCUGAAUUGAUGUUUCAGCGGCCUAUUCGAACAGUUCAGUCAUUAUUACUACCUCCAGUUUCACGGUCACGAAAUGAAAAGCCAGAAGCUGGUAGAAAAUUCUUCGAUCCUGGAGAAGCGGUUUAUGCCCAAGUCCACCGCAAUAAUUCCUGGGAGUGGAAACCGGCAUCAAUAGUCGAACGAAUCGGUAGAGUGAAUUACAACGUGUUUUUGGAAGACAACCAGCGAAUUAUUCGCUCACAUGCAAAUCAACUGAAGAAGCGUCUACAGGAGGAAACAUCGUGUGGAAAUAGAAAUUGUCACGACACUGGAAAUUUGUUAACUAUUUUCUUUGACGAAUUUGAAUUGGGAACUCCACAGGCAGUUGAAAACUCAAUUGAAAUGACUGAACAAGAACAUUACUAUUCAGCUGAUGAAGAGUCCGCUGAAGAAAUUGAAGGAGAAAAUUGGCAAACAUCAUCGUCCACAGUUACUACUCAAGCCACUCCACCGAUGCCUGCAUCUUCUGCUCAACCCGUGAAAGCGGAAAGACCUCGAAGAAUUCGUAGGCCACCAGCCAGGUUUGAACCGUAUUGGUGAAUUAAGGGGGGAGAUGUUGCAUAGUAACACGCAUAACGCAGUAACAUUGCAAGACUCGAUCAGAGUACACAUUGAGUGAAUAAAGAUGAUUCCAUUCUGAACUAAGGAAUAAAGCAGUUGUGUUUUUCUCAAGAUAUAUUCCCUGCGACAUAUCACUAUCCCGCCAAGUAACGUCGCUUAACGUUUAUCGAAAGCAUUUUUCAACACAAAAAAAAACAAAACAAAAAAAAAACGCACACAGAAUAAGGCAGCAGCAGCAGACACGGAGAGAGGAAAGGUUUUGAACGCAAUGGACAUGUUCUCGACAUCGGUUGGUUGAUUUCCUUUUCGGGGCAGCUUUGGAAACAGUUUUCGCAUCUUGCACCACGACACCGGCGCGGAUGUGGGAAUCGGUUUUAUCUUGGGGCGGCCUCCCUCCCUCCGUCGUCGUCGUCCUCAAUCAUCAUGCAUCGACCGGACGCGCGCGGGCACAUGGAUGAAAAUGUCUCAGCGUCACACUGCGCGCGGGUUUGUCGAGUCGUGUCUUUUUGUGUCUUUUCUUCGUCCUUUCGAAACAUGUCGUUUGGGGAAGGAGAGUUAUUUAUUUUUUUGUUUUGUGUUUUGGACGAUGAACGAUUAUGGCAGCCGGAAUGGAAAUGUACAUGUCCGAUAUCAUUACCCCCCCGCCUUCCUCGACUGCUCUGUGGUGGUAGGCUAUUAUUUUAGGUUAUCAAAAUUAUCAUCAAUUAAUCUUGCGGUAUUUAAGUGAUAGGUUGCACUGGUCACACGUGGCUACGUUCGUACUGGGCCUGUGUUCGUGUUUUAAGUUUUAUCUGAUAGUUUUUCGAAAAAAGAAAGAUAAUUAAUGCAAUGCAUAGGGAGCUUAAUCCAUCCCUUUAUUUCCUGAGGGUUUGAAAUGUGUGUGUGUGUGUGUGUGUGUGUGUGUGUGUGUGUGUGUGUGUGUGUGUGUGUGUGUGUGUGUGUGUGCAUGUGCACAUGUUUAUCGUGCCUUUGUGGAACCACGUGGCAUUUAAUUCUGAUCACGCAUGCAAUUAAAAAUAGAACGUAAAUUAAACACAUUUUACGUUGAAUAUUUUCGAGUCGGAAAAGCAUUAUAAAUAGGGUAAUAACAAAAGCUCUUAGUAAUAAACAUUGAUAGGCCCAAUUGCGUACAAAGCAAUACAAAAUAACUCGCGAUAAAGAAGACUUUUGUUUGACAUAAUGCUCCUGACCACGAUCUCCCCCCUAGUACUUGUGGUGAAAUGACUCUGUGUGUGAUUUAAACAAAAAUACCCUCCAACCCAACCGAACUAGGUUCCCCGGGCGCGUAAUGGAAGGAGAAAUAAAUCCUGCAAUUAUGCUCCCUCACGUGUGCGGUGUGUGGGCCAUAUAGGGAUUACCGUGCGGCCAGUAGCAACCACAAACCUCCACCACUGGUAGCAAAUUUCAACAAGAAAGAGAGGGGAAAGAAGGAAAAAAAGGCACUGCAUUACGUACACACGCACCCCCUCGAAACCAACAAUCAUCCCUCCUUGAGCCUUCCCCCCGACACGCCUUGAGCUGCACAGCAAAACCCGUUUUCGGGGGGAGGCGAUAUCACAAAUGCAUCGAGACUACUGCACAUGAAUGAGGUGGUGGUGGUGGCGGCGCAGUGUGGCCUUUUAUUUUGCAGAAGAUGGAAAAAAUGGCCUGCGCAAUUCGCAUCAAUGACGUGACCGUGCGCUUGUGUGUUUGUGUACUUAAGGGGUUUUAAUUUUUCAGCAAACUCCUCUCUACUGACCACAAUUUGUGUGCAAUAAUGAUCCCUUGUGCGCCCCGGGAACACUGCGCUCCUGCAUCACGCAGGAGUGUGAUGUGCACAGGCAGUAAGAAAAUCGUAAUAAACAUUAACAGCACUCACCGGCGUGUGUGUGUGAGUGCAGGGGUGGGAAAAAGGGUGGCAAGACUUUUGCCAUAUUAACGAGAUUUGCGUACCCGGCUGGGGGUAUCGAUAAUGAAAUGAACGAUUUUAUUACAUUGCAGGGAGAGAAAAAACAAAAAACAGGCAAACGUUUUACUGCGGUGCAAUUUUGUGCGUUUGCACCCGAGUGAAUCAUUGUGCUGUUGUGGCACUGCAUGCACUGUGUGUGUGUUUUUUUCUCUUUUUCCUCCGCUUCUGUUUAAUUUCGUGUGCAAUCGCCUUCCAUCAAUAAUGGACAGGCGAUUGACGUAAAAUCAAUUCUAAAAUUAAAGCGCAUUGCUGCUGCCGUUUCCAUUCUGCAUCGAUGCACGCACCACCACAACCACCCCCUCAAUGGUGCACCAAAGGAAUGAGUGCAAAAAAAAAAAAAACGAACGAUGGAAUGAAGCGGCUUGAUAUAGAGGAAAAGUUUAACAUUAAUCAGUUUAUGUCAAUUCAUGUUUACCACCACCAUCCACCACCGCGGGCAAGGAUUAAUUAAAUCCCUUUACUGACAGCUGCCUUAAUUGCGGAACACACAAUAUAAUAUCGAUUUGUGGGGAGUGAUGCGCAGGGCUGGGAGGGGGGGGGAGAGCUUUUAUGUGUCGUCCAUCCACUGUCGGCAAAAGUAAUGACGCGCUGAAAACCGUUGAAAAACGGCAAAAUUCGAAAUGGUAAAGCGUCCACCGCACACACACACACAGCCAUAUAAGCGUCUGUGCAAAUAUUCGGCCACACACACACACGCACACAAGCAGGCGCACAUGCACACGCAAUGGCCAAAAAUGCAGCGCGCAGCGAGUUGCAUAACCUUUCUCUGCUCCUUUCGAAACUUCCAUUUUUUUCCCCCAUUUCGGGGGUUCGGUGCAGCAGCAGCAGGUUAAAAACGUGCCCCUUACGAAAAGCUUCAACGCUUCGAUGUCUCCAUUCCCUCCCUGUGCCAAAUCGAAGGCCACCUCCGCCACCAUCACGUGCAAAGCGCGGGAAGAACAUAACAGAAUCAUUAUCCAAUCAACUCUCCCCAGCUUUCUGCAAAAUGCUGGUGUGUUUUCUUUCCUCCCCACUUCUGGU